GAGCUUUCUUAAUCCAGAAUAAAAAAAAAAGCUUUGAACCAGAUAUAUUGCAUCUUCCGAAGCCCCUCCUCCCCUUUCAGUGGGACGAUUUCUGUAUAAAAGAGCGACAGGGACUCUUCAGCGCCAGUCGUUACGACUCCGGCUUUGUGGAAAAACAACAACACCGAAACCAAACCUCCACCAUGUGUGACGACGAAGAGGCGGCGGCGCUCGUUUGCGACAAUGGCUCCGGUCUUGUCAAGGCUGGCUUUGCCGGUGAUGAUGCCCCCAGAUGUGUUUUUCCCUCCAUCGUUGGCCGCGCCCGUCACCAGGGUGUGAUGGUCGGUAUGGGUCAGAAGGACGCCUACGUCGGUGAUGAGGCCCAGAGCAAGAGAGGUAUCCUCACUCUCAAAUACCCCAUUGAGCAUGGUAUUAUCACUAACUGGGACGACAUGGAGAAGGUCUGGUACCACACCUUCUACAACGAACUCCGCGUUGCCCCUGAAGAAUCCCCAACAAUGCUCACUGAGGCUCCCCUUAACCCAAAGGCCAACCGUGAGAAGAUGACUCAGAUCAUGUUCGAGUCCUUCAACAUGCCUGCUACUUAUGUGUGCAUCCAGGCUGUCCUCUCCCUCUACGCCUCUGGCCGUACUACUGGUGAGGUUUGCGACUCCGGUGAUGGUGUCUCCCACAUGGUUCCAGUAUAUGAAGGCUUCGCCCUUCCUCACGCCAUCCUUCGUCUGGACUUAGCUGGUCGUGAUAUCACUAACUACCUGAUGAAGAUCCUGACUGAGCGUGGCUACUCCUUCACCACCACCGCUGAGCGUGAGAUCGUCCGUGACAUCAAGGAAAAGCUGUGCUACAUGGCUCUUGACUUUGAAAGUGAGAUGAAUGUAGCUGCUGCAUCUUCAUCCAUUGACAAGUCUUAUGAACUCCCUGAUGGUCAGGUCAUUACCAUUGGUAAUGAGCGUUUCCGUGCUCCUGAAUCUCUGUUCCAGCCUUCUUUCCUGGGUAUGGAAUCUGCCGGUGUUCAUGAAACUGUCCACAAUUCCAUCAUGAGGUGCGACAUCGACAUCAGGAAGGACCUGUUGGCCAACAUUGUCAUGUCCGGUGGUACCACCAUGUAUGCUGGUAUUGCUGACAGGAUGCAGAAGGAAAUCACCACACUUUCCCCCUCAACUGUCAAGGUCAAGAUUAUCGCUCCUCCUGAGAGGAAGUACUCCGUCUGGAUCGGUGGCUCUAUUCUUGGUUCUCUGUCAACUUUCCAGGCCUUGUGGAUCACCAAAGAAGAGUACGAUGAGUCAGGUCCUGGUAUCGUCCACCGCAAGUGCUUCUAAACCUUCAUUUGUCAUCAUAUACUUUCGGAAUCGAACACGGAGCAUAGAAAAUAUGAUAAGGUCAUGAAUUAUUUAUCAGAGUACUUUUGACCUCUUCUAAAGACUGAGAAUAAAAUAUUUUUACAA
Macrobrachium nipponense is the source of this 1442-nucleotide messenger RNA. RefSeq names its product actin-like. Lineage: Eukaryota; Metazoa; Arthropoda; Malacostraca; Decapoda; Palaemonidae. The transcript has 2 exons. The record is from RefSeq and is a predicted model, not a curated record. Bases 183 to 1316 code for a protein of 377 amino acids.